Molecule: messenger RNA, 1375 nt
Organism: Porites lobata
Lineage: Eukaryota; Metazoa; Cnidaria; Anthozoa; Scleractinia; Poritidae
Source: the annotation of a GenBank genome assembly
AAAUAUGGUAUCCAUCCGCGAACUCACGGCAACACGAAAACGCUUCCCAGUAACACUCUUCAUCAGUUGAUCACCGAGAACGUUCACAGUUUCGUUACAAACUACGUAGAAGAGAAUGUGUUUGUGCUACCUGGGAGAAUACCUGGAUUCAAGCGGGAAGAUGUUCAGGUGCUGCCUUCGAGCGAGACAAAAGGGAGUGUUUGGCGCUUCUACACUGGAACUUGUCAAGCUUCUGGAGAGCAACUGUUAGUUAGAGCAAAUUCGUAGACCUUUGGCAUCAGUUUUGUUCGAAAGUUGUUGUGGCGAAACCCAUGACCGAUCUAUGCUUCACUUGCCAGCAGAAUACCACCAAGCUUGUACGGGCAGCAAACCUCCCUGACCAUGAAAAGGCUGACUGUAUAAAAGCACAGCAAGAGCAUUCGGACUGCGCCCUAGGUCGAGAGAGAGUUUUACAAGAAAACUUGUUCACAUACAGCUACGACUUUCGGUCACACAGUUGCAGAGACGAACUUUAACGAAAUGCACGAACCGUGUUCAUUCAGUGGCACUAUGCACUAUUCCUUUGACUAUGCCCAACAAGUGCACUUUCCGAGUAACCCAAUGCAACCCGGACUGAUCUACUUUAAGACGUCAAGAAAGUGCGGGAUUUUUGGAGUCAUGUGAAGCUGUUCCGCGUCAAGUGAACUAUUUAAUUGACGGAGCUGCAGCAGUAGGUAAAGGAGCCAAUGCAACCAUAAGUUAUGUUCACCACUUUUUCGAAAGUCAUGGUCUCAGGGAAACAAACGUUCACUUACACGCUGGCAAUUGUUCUGGACAAAGUAAAAACAAUUACUUUUUAUGGUAUUUAGCAUGGAGGAUUGCUACUGAACUUCACCAGUCUAUCAAGUACUCUUUCCUGAUUGUUGGGCAUACUAAAUUUGGCCCGGAUUGUUGUUUUGGAAUUCUGAAAAAGUCCUACAAGCUCAGUUUCAUUUCAUCGAUUUAUGAACUAGCUCGAAUGGUGGACACCUCAAGCAACACAGGCGUGAACAAGGCCCAACUAGUGUUGACGCAUGAUGGCCGUGUAAUAGUACCUGUAUACGACUGGUCUACUUUUCUUGGGCAAUAUUUCAGAAAAAUCCCGAACAUAAAAAAAUUCCAGCACUUUAGAUUUUUUAAGGAUGAACCAGGUGUGGUUUACUGCCGAGAAUAUUUGUCAUCUCCGGAACAAGUGUGUGUGCUACUGAAGGAUGGUGCGGUCAUCCCACCAGGUUCAGUUCUUCUGCAGAGGAUCAACCCAGAACGAUUAAGUGACGAACGCAGGAACUACUUAUAUCGCGAAAUAAGACAGUUUUGUAAGCCUGCAACAGAAGAUUUAGUUGCACCAGUGCCAUGA